This is a messenger RNA of Ziziphus jujuba (common jujube), 1147 nucleotides long. Its product is annotated as ATP-dependent Clp protease proteolytic subunit 6, chloroplastic. The transcript is spliced from 9 exons. The coding region runs from base 145 to 966 and encodes 273 amino acids. Gene Ontology annotation, molecular function: serine-type endopeptidase activity; ATP-dependent peptidase activity; ATPase binding. Gene Ontology annotation, cellular component: endopeptidase Clp complex. NCBI's taxonomy places the organism in Eukaryota, Viridiplantae, Streptophyta, Magnoliopsida, Rosales, Rhamnaceae. The record is from RefSeq and is a predicted model, not a curated record. Gene Ontology annotation, biological process: protein quality control for misfolded or incompletely synthesized proteins.
GUAAACAUGGACGAGUGAGCUCGGCGCCACUCGACCUUGGUGUUGCUCAUCGAGAAAGGUUGAGCCUUUAAUUUCGACUCCGCAGUCUCACGCAGUCUCUUUUUCUUCUCCCUUCGCGCUCUCUCUCACACUGACAGUAACGAAAUGGCAGCGUUAGCUAAUACGGCGUCGUUAAGCUUCUCAAUUGCUUCUGGCAAAAGAACCUCUUUUCUUCCUCUAUGUCCUCCAAGAAACCCAACGAAGUUCAUAGUCCCUGCUUUGCCUACUCCCUAUGUUGGUUCUUCAAUAGCUGGAUUAUCCAGUAAGACUUGUGGGUCACCUCUAAACCUUGAUGAGAAGGAUCUUCAUCAUGCCAGUACAAGCUAUGGUGCCAUAGAAGCCAAAAAAGGAAAUCCACCUGUAAUGCCAGCAGUGUUGACACCGGGUGGACCUUUGGACCUCUCAACUGUAUUAUUCAGGAACCGUAUAAUCUUCAUUGGCCAGCCAGUCAACUCACAGGUGGCUCAACGAGUCAUAACCCAGCUUGUGACUCUAGCAACUAUUGAUGAGAAUGCAGAUAUUCUGGUGUAUUUGAAUUGCCCCGGUGGUAGUACGUACUCUGUGUUGGCAAUUUAUGAUUGCAUGUCUUGGAUAAAGCCUAAGGUUGGCACAAUAUGUUUUGGAGUAGCUGCAAGCCAAGGAGCACUUCUUCUUGCUGGUGGAGAAAAGGGAAUGCGCUAUGCAAUGCCAAAUGCACGUAUUAUGAUACACCAACCACAGAGUGGAUGUGGGGGUCAUGUGGAAGAUGUGAGGCGCCAAGUGAAUGAAGCAAUUCAAUCUCGCCAUAAAAUUGACCAAAUGUAUGCUGCUUUUACUGGACAACCUUUAGAGAGAGUGCAACAGUUCACUGAGAGGGAUCGCUUCUUAUCCGUUUCUGAGGCUAUGGAGUUUGGUCUUAUUGACGGUGUAUUGGAAACAGAGUACUAACUUCAUAUUUUUUUCCCGACCGUAUUGUAUCUUCAAAUACACAAAACCUUUGUUUGUUUGUCAUAUUUAUAACCUAGAGUUGUCUUACAUUUGUAAUUUCAAUAUAUAAAUCUUGCAGUUGAUUGUCAAGUGACGCUUAUUUGUUUAAAAAAAAAAAAUUACAUAAAGUUUUGAUUUUGUA